AUGUCAAUAGGCUCCGAUGAAGCGCCCUGCAAGGCACCCAAUUUCUGUUGGCAACUUGUCAGCCGUCGACAAUACGCUAUUAUAGAAGGCAAACUGGCUGGGGAAAAUGGAGCUGCCAUCUUCUACCCCUUGGACAGGCGCCAGCAACCCGUUGCUCUCGUGUACAAAAGAUGGCCGGAGUGGGCGGUGCCAAGCGAAGAAGAUGACAAUGAGGGAAAUGGCGGGUUCAAUCCAAUACUGCCGUCAAAUGUAAAGGUACUUAAUGCAAUCUAUGUUAGUCCAGACCAAGAAAUCAACCAACGACUUAUUUUUGACUCGGAGAUUCGGAGCGUUUACGUCGUCGGUUCGAUGGUUCUCAAACCAACCCCGGAAAGCCAGUUCCUGCUUCAUAGUACAUGGAAUACACAUUUGAAGGAUAUACUCUUCGUGACUGGACGCAUGAACACUACUGUGCUGAAGAUCAUGAUUACGAUGGCAGAUGAAACUUCGGCGACGAUCCCUCUCUUACCCUCACCACUCCCACCACAAUCGGAGCCAAUAUACGUUAGCUGGUCGGUUGACAAUGCCAUUGCUACUGCGGGCAAGCAAACAAAAACCCUGUUUCAAUGCCUCAACGAAUGUCAACGGAAAUAUUACCAAUAUCUCGGUUGA
Messenger RNA from Dibothriocephalus latus, 651 nucleotides. Lineage: Eukaryota; Metazoa; Platyhelminthes; Cestoda; Diphyllobothriidea; Diphyllobothriidae. The record is from the annotation of a GenBank genome assembly.